Closterium sp. NIES-65 is the source of this 2553-nucleotide messenger RNA. The record is from the annotation of a GenBank genome assembly. NCBI's taxonomy places the organism in Eukaryota, Viridiplantae, Streptophyta, Zygnematophyceae, Desmidiales, Closteriaceae.
AUGGCCUCACUCGCCCGCUGCUCCCGACCCGCCCUCCGCCUUGCGCGCGUCGCUUCGCCGUGCCAUUCGCCGCAUUCCCUCGUCCGCCUCCUCCCCGCUCUCCGCGCGAUUCUUCUCCCCCGCACCACUUCCCCCCGCCGCCCGUCGUUCGCGUGCGCCCAUCGCCACGCGCGCCCCCUGUCAGGCUCCGCGUACCUCAGCACUACCAGGGGGAGCAGCGGUCAGCGGAGGGAGGGAGAUCGGGGGGAGGGGCGCGCAGCUCAGGAUAGGGGGAGAGAGAGAGGGGCUUGGCGGACGCGCGCGGGGCUGGUAGGAUCUCGGGCGGACGAUUUAACGGCGGAACCAUCGAGCGCAGCAGCAAGGGCAGGCAGCAUUGCGGUUGGCGGUAGAGGCAGGGAGGCGAGCGCGGGGAGCGGAAAGGGGGUGGGCGGCGGCAGAGGUAGGGAGGCCGGCAAUAGUGAGGUAAGCCGCGGUAGCGGGCAGCGAAGCAGCAGCGAGCGCGGGAACAGCAGCCGACAGCAGGCCACCACCGGCGCUGCCAGUGCGGCAGCAGUGCGGAGUAAUCUCCCUACCUCCAAGGAUCGCAGCGGCGGCAGCAGCGGCAAGGGCGAAAUGCCGAAGCGCAAGCGCGGGUACACGGCGGAGGAGGAGGCGAAGCGGCUGUUGAACCAGUGCAGCAAGCACGGCGACCUGCGCACGGCGCUGGCGCUGUUCGACGCGCACGUGGCGGGCACGGGGCCCGCGUUCAAGACGUACGAGUUCAACAUCGCGCUCUACCUCUGCGCGCUCGUCGCCUCCUCGGGGCAGGUGGGGUCCGUCCCGCGGGGGGGGAAGGGGAAGGAGGGCGGAAAGAAGAAGGAGGGGGAGAAUGGUGCCGGGGCAGGUGGUGGAGACAGCAGCGCGGCAGGAGGGGGAGAGGAAGGGGGGGAGAAGUGGAGCAAGGAGGAGGCGAAGGCGGUGGCAGGGGCGCGCGGAAUGGACGUGUGGGCGGACAUGCAGCGGAGAGGCGUUCCGCUUAACGAGGCCACCUUCACCGCGCUCGCGCGCCUGGCCUCCGCGCGCGGCGACGCGCCCAUGGCGUUCCGCGUGGUGCGCGACAUGGCGGAGCAGGGCGUCCCCCCGCGCCACCGCUCGUACGACCCCGCGCUGCUCGCCUUCUGCCGCCAAGGGGACCUGCGCGGCGCGGAGGAGGUUUUUCAACACAUGGCUGCCCGCGGGCUGGCCGCGCUGCCCGAACAGGUCGCCGCCCUGCUGGACGUGAGCGUGCGCGCGGGCAGCCCGGGCAGCGUGUACAAAAACAUUCACCGCAUGCGGAAAGUUGCGCGCGGGCUGCCCGAGGACGUGAUUGGGACGCUGAGGGCGUGGUUUGAGUCUGAACGUGCUAGGCAGGGGGGCGCGGAGGGCGAGGGGGGGAAGAGGGCGGAGGGGGCAGGGGAGGCGGGUAGCAAGGAGGCGGAGAGCGAGGGGGAGAGGGAGGCGCAGGGGGGAGGGGCAGAGGAAGGGCGGAAGGGGUGGACACAGGAGGAGGCGGAGCGGGCAAUGGCAGUGAACGGGGGGGGAUGGCACGGACUGGGGUGGGCCAUGCACAGGGGGGACGCCGCAGGGGCUGGUGCAGGGGAAACGCAGGGGGGUUCGUGGCAGGUACAGGACGUGCGGGUGGACGAGGGGGGCACGUGCUCUGGUUGCAGCGCCCGUCUCGCCACCAUCGAUCUGGACGACGCCGAGACGGAGCGCUUUGCGCGCGCCGUGGACGCACUGGUGGAGGCGAGGGGCAAGGCGCGCGAGCUGGCGGCGUUCAAGGCGUGGCUGGCACGGCACGGGCCGUUCCCUGCCGUGGUGGACGCGGCCAACGUGGGGCUGUACAACCAGAACUUCGCCCAGGGGGGCUUUAACUUCUGGCAGCUCCACUCCAUCGCCAAGGCUGUCGCCGCCCUGGGGCCUGCAGGCUCGGGUGGAGGUUCGGAGGCAGGUUCGGCGUCGGCGGCCCCGAGGCUGCCGCUGCUGGUGGUGCAUCACAAGCGGGUGAAGGGCGGGCCGGCAGCAGAGCCGUUUGCACAGCAGUGCCUGGCGCAGUACGAGCAGCAGCACUGCCUCUUCACCACCCCCACUGGCGCCAAUGAUGACUGGUACUGGCUGUACGCGGCGAUAUCGAUGCGGUGUCUGCUGGUGAGCAACGAUGAAAUGCGCGACCACAUCUUCCAGACGCUCAGCGCUGACUACUUCUCGCGCUGGAAGGAGCGCCACCAGGUGCGGUUCACCAUGACACCGCGAGGCCCAGUGCUGCGCAUGCCACCCAACUUCUCCUUCGUCAUCCAGGAGUCAAGCGACGGCGCCUGGCACUUCCCCAAGGCGCACCGCGCAGGGGGACAGGGAGAGAAGGGGGACGGAGGGCAGGAGAAGAAUUUGGUUGAGGGUGGAGGGGAAGUGGAGAUGUGCGGAGAAGGGGAGGCGAAAGAACGCUUGAAGGAAGGGAGUGAGGGAGAGGGGGGCAAUGGAGAGGGUGGAGGGGGGCUGUUUGACAAAUGGCUGUGCGUGCAGUGGAAGAGAGAGUGA